Molecule: messenger RNA, 2747 nt
Organism: Carcharodon carcharias (great white shark)
Lineage: Eukaryota; Metazoa; Chordata; Chondrichthyes; Lamniformes; Lamnidae
Product: mesoderm induction early response protein 2-like
Exons: 13
Coding region: 277-1869 (530 amino acids)
Biological process (GO): negative regulation of transcription by RNA polymerase II
Cellular component (GO): nucleoplasm
Molecular function (GO): histone deacetylase binding; transcription corepressor activity
Source: RefSeq, a predicted model, not a curated record
CAGAAACAAUAUGGCGGAGGUGAGGCGGCGCAAGAGCUGGUUUUACCCCGAUGUGAUUUAAUGACUGCGCCGCGUUUUUGCUGGCUCCCGAGCGGCCGGCGGUUGAGGGAUAGAUCGAGGGAGCGGCGCUUGAGCCGCUGGUUUUGGUGAAUUUGGAGUCGGCGGGUGCAGGCAUUAACGGCCUCUGUUGGUAGACAGAGUCCACGUGUGGUGUUAUAUCGAACACAGAAUCUAUGUUCCUUAGAAAACGGGCUUCAGUCUGGAGGAGCUGGCUCAAUGGGCUCAGCAGAUCACAGAUUCAAUUUGGCCGAUAUCCUAUCUCACAGUUACCCGCCUCAGGAAGAGGAGGAGACGCCUGAGGCCGAUAAAUCAUUUGAGGAUCUGGAAAGGGAAAGUGAUGUGCCUUUCGAAGAACUUCUAGCACUUUAUGGUUAUGAAGCAUCCGAUCCAAUCUCGGAGCAUGAAAGUGAGGGCAGCUCACCCAGUGAGCUUGCUGAUAACUUGCCGGAUAUGACUCUGGAUAAGGAACAAAUCGCUAAAGAUCUUCUUUCUGGAGAAGAGGAGGAAGAAACCCAGUCUUCAGCAGAUGAUUUGACUCCGUCAGUCACUUCCCAUGAAGCAUCAGAUCUUUUUCCCCACCCUCUGAGAUCUAAUUCUAUUGAGGAUGAUAAGGAACUGUCAUUAUCAGAUGAGGACUCUGAAGAAGAUGAUUCCAUUUUGUCUAAUGACUGUAAGAAGGAAAUUAUGGUUGGACCUCAGUAUCAAGCUCCUAUUCCACCAUUCAUCGGCCGAUAUAGGCAAAAUGAAAAAGUUUAUGACAAUGAGGACCAACUGCUUUGGGAUCCCUACGUUCUUCCAGAAAAACAAGUUGAAGAGUUCCUAUACAAAGCAGUAAAGAGAGCAAGAGAUGAGAAAGUGAAUGAGAGUUUACCUGAAGGAAUACUCAUUAAAGAUAGUGAACAGGCUUUGUAUGAACUUGUAAAAUGUAACUUCAAUGCAGAGGAAGCCCUCAGAAGACUAAGAUUUAAUGUCAAAGUAGUGCAAGAUGAACUGUGUGCCUGGAGUGAAGAGGAAUGCAGAAAUUUUGAACAUGGGCUUCGAGUUCAUGGUAAAAACUUCCAUCUCAUACAAGCAAAUAAGGUAAGAACACGUUCUGUUGGCGAGUGUGUUGCAUAUUAUUAUAUGUGGAAGAAAUCCGAACGCUAUGACUAUUUUGCCCAGCAAACCAAAUUUGGAAAAAAGAAGUACAGCCUUCACCCAGGUGUUCUAGAUUACAUGGACCAGGAGUUGGACGGUAUCGAGGGUGAGAGUUGCAGCCGAACUCCAAACUCUCCACCCAUCUCCUCUGCUACCAGUAGACUGGACUCUGAGCAGGAUCAACUAGUCCUUCAGAACUCAGAACAGCAAGAUGUCGAAAUUGCAGUUUGCACCAUGAGUGGUAACAGCCAGAUGUUUGAGUACUGCAGUCCUCCAGUGAACCGAUCUGAAACAAGUUGUUCGCUGGAUCCCAUCUGUGGCCAAGGAAGAGUUACACCCACACACGACUGUGAUACUGUUACCUUAAGUCAAGCAGAAUCUGGGUUUUUCCAGCUGGAACUGGAUCAAGUCAUUCUGGACAGACCAGCGUUGGAGAUGUCCUCAAAAAAAUUGAAGAUGGAUUUCUCUCUACCCAAAACAUUCAAUCCCGGACUGCCUGAUAAUCCUGGCAGUGUGGAUUUUGAAAACCACACCUCGCACAUCGCUCAGGCAAAAAUGUCUGUUGCUGUGACGGAUUUUGGAAGUAUUGAUGUUGGAGAUGUGAACAGCUUGCUCAGUGCUCACACAUUGCACCACCCUGCAACUAUUCAUUCGGAAUCGUUAUCUCAGUGAGAGCUAGGCGUCUUACAGAAUAUUUUAUUUAUAUUUUACUUUAAAAGUUACUGGAAAUCUAAUUUUUGGCAUGACAUCAGUGAUGUCUUCUAUUUAUUUACAGUGUGUAUUUGUUUCUUGAGAGGAAAGAACCAUUUAUUUUUGGGCCCAGAUACAAGGAUAGAAUCUAACCCUCUUUGGAUGUUACAUGGAGAGGAGACUUUCCCCACACUUUACAGAUCAACCUUUUCACCUGUUCAGUUUUUGUAUUCGUUUUGUCUGUGAAAUUGGAUUCAUAUCGAUUUCACCAGCAAGUCUCAUUCAUGGCAUUUUAUUCUAGUCAUAGACAUGAUCAUUUUUUUUAUUGUGCACGGUGUUUAAAGUUCAACUCCAGUCAUUUCCUGCAUCUCUAAGAAGCUAAUCAGUGUUCCUUUUGGACAAGGGUGUGUGUGCAUUUUGUGUGUGACAGAUUUCUAGUUGUAUCUUCGAUUUAACCAAACCACCUUAAUGGUGGAAGAAGCUACUUUCAUGACCAAGAAAGAGAAACAUGGAAUAGCUGAGCCUAUGAAUGGUUUGGGCAAAUAUGAACUAUUCAAUUUAAGCAAACCUCAUUUUGUAUCAACUGUCUAUCUGUCCCCUUUUUGGAUCCAGCUGCCAGAGGUGAGCCAACCUUGAACCAUUUUGAACUGGUACAAAACAAUGAUCUGGGUGCCAGGAGAGGGCACAUAUUAUCCAAUCACUAGAACCAGGGUAGUACUAGGGAUUGCUGAAACUGGGUCCCAGGGACUCCAUAUACCAAAAUGUGAGCCGGUUGCUGUGUUGAAUUUAUGCCACUAGAUGAUGGUUUGUGGUAAAUAUUUUGCUGUACAUCUAGUGUUAAUAAAAGGGUACUGCAUGGA